This is a messenger RNA of Callithrix jacchus (white-tufted-ear marmoset), 992 nucleotides long. It is a transcript of the gene PHF5A, whose product is annotated as PHD finger protein 5A. Lineage: Eukaryota; Metazoa; Chordata; Mammalia; Primates; Cebidae. Gene Ontology annotation, biological process: mRNA splicing, via spliceosome. The record is from RefSeq and is a predicted model, not a curated record.
GAAGCCUAGAGGACCAAUCACAACGACGUAGAGGCAGGAACUAUAGGGGUUAAGGAUCCAACGGAAGUUCCCGAAGCUUCCGGCGGCCGGCUUCGUUGGGAACUAUGGCUAAACAUCAUCCUGAUUUGAUCUUUUGCCGCAAACAGGCUGGUGUUGGUGAGACUGCGCCUUGCCCCCGGCUGUCUGGGUCGAGGAUGUACUUCCCCUCUUUGUCAAAAUCUUUAAUUGUACUUUUUACUAUCUUUGAUUUUGCAGCCAUCGGAAGACUGUGUGAAAAAUGUGAUGGCAAGUGUGUGAUUUGUGACUCCUAUGUGCGUCCCUGUACUCUGGUUCGCAUAUGUGAUGAGUGUAAUUAUGGAUCUUACCAGGGGCGCUGUGUGAUCUGCGGAGGCCCUGGGGUCUCUGAUGCCUAUUAUUGUAAGGAGUGUACCAUCCAGGAGAAGGAUAGAGAUGGCUGCCCAAAGAUUGUUAAUUUGGGGAGCUCUAAGACAGAUCUCUUCUAUGAACGCAAAAAAUAUGGCUUCAAGAAGAGGUGAUUGGUCAGUGGCCCCUUCCUUCCCCCCACAUCAAGCUGCUGCAGCUACCAGAAAAGAUGCCUACUACUACCAGCAGAAAGGGAACAGAGCACAGAGUAUUACCAGGCUAGUGUACUGGCAGCUUGCCACUCUCCUCUCACCCAGACAUGUGGUAUGGAUGGAAAAGGAUUCUUCACAGAGCACUCUGGCACACUGUAUCAGAAAAAUAAUAUUUUAGUCUUGUGCUUGAAGAGUUGACUGUGAAGCCAUGCCCAGUGAAAAACUUGUUCCUGCAGCAGCUCUGGUGGCAACUGUCCUUGAGGAACCUUCGGUUUGUGGUGGGAAGCUAUCAGAACAAGAAAUAAUAGGCAUUUACUCUUUAAACACUUGUGCUGGUGUUAUGUUAUUUCCUUCGUAGAAAUUGGAAACCUUUUCUGUUGCUAUUAUAUUAAUAAAAUUGGUGUCUAUUUUCUGGUA